Molecule: messenger RNA, 1483 nt
Organism: Ascoidea rubescens DSM 1968
Lineage: Eukaryota; Fungi; Ascomycota; Saccharomycetes; Ascoideales; Ascoideaceae
Exons: 1
Coding region: 370-1293 (307 amino acids)
Source: RefSeq, a predicted model, not a curated record
GUAGUAAUAAGUUUCACCUUUCAAGAAAAGAAAAGGGAAAGACCACAAUUAAGCAAAUGUACGUUUCUUCGUUAGGGCAAACAUAAAUAAUAACCUUGAGGUGAAUAUAAUUACAUUGAGUUGAAGGCACCCAAGGGGUAAAAAGUUUGGUUGGAUGUCAAAAUCAGCUCAUUUUGAAAUGCAAACGUUAGUCGAAUUCAAUUUGACUAGAAUUUUAGAUCAAACAAUGUAAAUUUUAUAAAAGUGAAUACAAACUUCAAUAGAGCAGGAGUGUUUGUAUAUAAGUGAAAUCAAAUGAACCUGGAAUGAAUUUUUUUUUGAAGAUAGUGAUUUUCAAAAUCUUUGAGAACGUUGAUAAUAAUUAAAAAAAUGAAAGAAGAUAAUUUUAUUGCAGAAAUUGAUUUAUUCUUGAAUCAUAGGAUUCCCUGUCAUCUUGAAGAAACUGUUGGAUUGAAAAACAGUUUUCCUGAGAUCUUUUGCAAUAGGUUAAUAAGUUAUAUAAAAGCGAUUGGGUAUAUUAGAACGACCAAGCAUUUGAACAACAAUAGGUGUUGUGAGUUUGACGAUGAAAUUGAUACAUUUUUUUGGAGUUCCUCCAGCUAUAUAAGCUGGCCCAAAGAGCUUGAUGAGGCACUACUUGAGGUGAUUGAUAAAAACUAUACAACGAUUGUGUACCAUCCAAAGCUAAUUGAAAGGGUUCUACUAUGGAAGGCAAUAAAUUAUGUGAAAGAUUUGAAUGAUGGUGAAGGAGUCGAAGGUGGUGAGUUAGAGCAUAUCAGUGGAGAUGAUUGUAAAAGGGAGAAUGAGAAUUACAUAUGGCUCGAUGGUUGUGGGUAUAAGAAGUUUAUGAUAAAGUUAAAAAGAAAACUCAGAGAGAUCAGUGAUAUUAAGAUGAAAAUUGAUAUUGGAGUUGAUAUUAAUAUUAAGAUAAAUGACAUCGAGCCCAAGUGCUUCAAGAACCCAAAAACAUAUGUCUAUUCAAUCCCAAGAAUUAGUAAACACAGUGAUACUAAAAUGAUAACAGAGCAAAUUCCUAAGAGCUUUCCAAACUAUGCAGUUGUGAUAGAGCUAAUAAAAUUGAGCAGAUUAAGAGAGGAGGAAUUUAAUGAAAGAUAUAUAAAUGGCAAAAUAAAAGACAAAAUAAGAUUAAGAAGUGUUAUUGAAGAUGUUUUGAAACUCAAUGUGAUUGAAAUGAAUCCUAAGGAGCUAAUUGAAAGUACGUUAACUAUAAUUGAAAGGUGGGAGACGAGUGACUCGUUUAAUUUAUUAAAGGAUUACUUUGAGUUUGACUGAGUGGAGGUGUUGGUGAAAAGAGGUAUUUGCUAGUGGUAAGUGAUAGAAAAAGAGAGUUGACAAUUAAUUGGUUCAAGACACCACCAAGAAAAAACAGGCAAAUUGAAAUAUAAUUCCUUAGAGAGAAAUUUUAUUAACUUAAAUUCCAUAGUGAUAUGAGUUUGUCAUAACCCAAGAGGAAUAAAUCUUA